Messenger RNA from Dictyostelium purpureum, 1788 nucleotides. RefSeq lists its product as uncharacterized. Lineage: Eukaryota; Evosea; Eumycetozoa; Dictyosteliales; Dictyosteliaceae. Bases 1 to 1788 code for a protein of 595 amino acids. The record is from RefSeq and is a predicted model, not a curated record. The transcript has a single exon.
AUGGAACAACCAAUCUUAUCAAAAUAUUUACAAAAAUAUAUAGUUGAUAUUAUAAUAUCAAAUAUAAAUAAAGAAAAAAAACAAUUAUCAAAAAUCGUAUUAAGAAUAUUUUUAAAAAAUGAACCAUUAUCAGAUAUUGUUCAAUUACAAAAUGAUUUUAAAGGUUUAGAGAAAGUUUGUUGGUAUUGGUUUGAAUUGGUUCGUAAUGGAUCAAAUAUUAUAUCAUAUGCACAAUUAAAUAAUAAUGGUAAUGAAGAUAGUAAAUAUUCAAUCAUUAAAAAAGAAAAUAUUAAAUACCUUUAUAUAAGUAGAGAUUUUUUUUAUGAAGAUAUGGAUGAAGAUUAUAAUGGUAAUGGUAAUGAUAAUGAAGAACAGGAAGAUGAAGAUGAAGAAAUAGAAGAAGAUGAAGAUGAAGAAGAAAUGGAAGAUGAAGAUGAAGAUUAUGAAGAAAUGGAAGAAGAUGAAGAAGAAAUGGAACAUUAUAAUGAUAAUCAUGAAGAAGGUAAUGCCGAUCCUAUGAUAAAACCAGUGAUAUUGAGAAUCAAACAUUCAAUUUCAAAAUAUCCAAAUUUAAAAAGAAUAAUUAUAAACUUAAGUAGAGAUCAUAUAUAUCAAGUUUUAAAUGGUUUAAAAAAAGGAGACUUUGAUAAUAAAGGAUCACAAACAAUAUCAAAAGCAAUAACUGAAACAGAAACUAAAACACAACCACCAUCACCAAGAAAAAUUAAAAUUUCAACUCCUUCUUUAGAUUAUACAAAAAUAGUUUUAUCAAAUAGUAAUUUAAUUGUUGAUAAAGUUUUGUCUUUAAAUGUUGUACCUGAUUCACCUGAGGAAGUUCAAUCGGUAAAUUUAAUACCAUUUUUACAAAAUUUGAAACAAGCAAAAAGUUUAUCUUUUAGUGGUAACUUAUUUCAAUUAUUAUUAAAGCAAAUUUAUAAUAAUCCAACUACAAAUAAACAAAAAGAACUAUCAACAACAACAACAGCUACUACCAAUGCCACCACAACAUCAAAUUCAAAUAGUAAUUAUAAUAGUAUUAUUAAAUGUUUAUCAAAUGUUGAAAAUUAUAUUUUUUUGGACUCACCAAUUACAAUUGAACAGCUAUAUUAUUUAUUUUUAUUAUCUCCAAAAAUAAAACUGUUACUAAUUGAAAUUUGUUAUGAUAAUUUAAUAUAUCAAUUAGAAACAAAUAGUGAUGAACCUUUAGUUACCCCACCAACACCAUGUAAAUAUUGUUCAUCAAAUUAUAAUCAAUUUUUACAAGCAUCAGCAGAAUUUAGAAUUCAAUGGGAAUUUAUUUAUAAUACUAUUAGAUAUAGUAAAAAAUUAACGAGUUUAAAUCUUGUACACAAAUGUCCAUCAAAUAGUAAUUUAGAAGAAGCUACUUUUGGUAGCCCAAUUGGUGAAUAUCAAACUUUAGAAUUAUUACCAAAAUAUACAAUUGAAACUUUAGGUUCAAUGAUCAGAAAUAAUAAAUCAAUAGAAAUGUUAAAAAUUGAUUCAUUUCAUACAUCUCAAUUAUUAGAAUACAUUUAUAAUGAUAGUGAUGAUACCUCAAAUUCGAAUAAUAAUAAAAAUACUACAAUUACACAAAUUUGUUCAUCAUUUAGAAUUUUAAAUCCAUUAAUAGAAACAGUUAGAUCAAGUUUUCUUAAAAUUGCAAAUGAAAUAGUUUCAAAAAAUGAUCAAAUUCAAGAUAUAAUUUUAAAUGAACUUGAUGGAAAUUAUGAAUUUUAUAAAAAUAUUUUUAGUUUUGAUUUCACCAAAAAUAGUAUUAAAAAGAAAUAA